Messenger RNA from Cylicocyclus nassatus, 3031 nucleotides. Lineage: Eukaryota; Metazoa; Nematoda; Chromadorea; Rhabditida; Strongylidae. The record is from the annotation of a GenBank genome assembly.
AUGUUCACCACUGAGAUCGCGAUCAAGUUCGAUUUAGUUGAUCCAUCCCUACUCACUGCGCCAAGCAUUCUUGCAUUAUCAAAGCUGCGAAAUCUAUCUGUAAAAGGGAUGAACCUAUUAUCAUGCUUCACAGUAUUAGUAGUCUCAACGCUGCUGGAUCUGGUUGAAUGCGGUCGCGAUUUCUAUAAAAUCCUUGGAGUGCCACGAAAUGCCAAUGUCAACCAGAUCAAAAAGGCCUACCGAAAGUUGGCAAAGGAACUUCAUCCGGAUAAACACCCCGAUGAUGAGCUUGCGCAUGAGAAGUUCCAAGAUCUUGGAGCAGCAUACGAGGUAUUGUCUGACAAGGAGAAACGAGCUACAUAUGAUCGACAUGGUGAAGAAGGUGUGAAGAAGAUGAUGGGUGAUGGAGGAGGUCACGAUCCAUUCGCUUCAUUCUUUGGCGACUUCUUUGGUGGUGGCCAUGAAUCCACUGAAUAUGAGAGACCUAGGGGAGCAGACGUCGUCUUCGAUCUGUUUGUGACACUAGAAGAAGUCUACGUCGGUCAUUUUGUCGAAGUUAAGCGAAAGAAAGCAGUUUAUAAACAAACAUCUGGGACAAGGAAAUGCAACUGUAGGCAUGAAAUGCGAACCGAGCAGAUAGGAAUGGGUCGCUUCCAGAUGUAUCAGGUUCAAGUGUGCGAUGAGUGUCCAAAUGUUAAACUAGUCCAAGAAACAAGGACUCUUGAGAUCGAGGUCGAGGUUGGAGCGAACGACGGUCACGAGCAAGUGUUCGUUGGAGAAGGUGAACCCCAUAUUGAGGGAGAUCCCGGUGAUUUGAAAGUUCGAAUCAACGUGCAGAAACAUCCCAGAUUUGAGCGAAAGGGUGACGACUUAUAUACAAAUGUAACCAUAUCCUUACAAGAUGCUUUGAACGGGUUCAAAAUGGAAAUUCUACAUCUUGAUGGCCACAAAGUCAGCAUUGAGCGAGAAAAAGUUACGUGGCCCGGCGCACGGUUGCGGAAGAAAGAUGAGGGUAUGCCUUCAGUGACAAAUAACAAUAUCCGAGGCAUGCUCUACGUCACAUUUGAUGUCGAGUUUCCACGCACAGAGCUUAGUGAAGAGCAGAAGAAAGUAGUGUCAGAAUUGUUGAAGCAAGAUAGCGUCAAACCAAAAGUCGCAUGUAUUGGAAUGUCAUCAUCAUGCUCCCAUAUGCCAAGUGCGGCAUCCGAGAAAAAACGGUUGCGCAGCUGGUACGCGGUAAUCGCCGACAAAUGCGCAUUUCCGAGAACGGAUAGCUAUGCUGUAACAGCGGCUACAAUGGGAGCGACCCACUGUUCCGAGUGCCCUCCAGAAAAAAGAAUGUCCCGUUUAGCAUUGCAAAUGUGUUGUUCGCGCUGCAGCUCAUUUCUCUGCUUGACACACAUGAAAAAGCACUUGAGGGAGCAUCGGCAUGAUUUUGCGAUGUCGAUUGAGACGGGAUACGUCUACUGCGCUUGUUGCUCGGAUUUUGUAUAUAAUCGUGUGUUGGAGGUAAUGCGCCUGGGAGCAAUGAAUAAGUAUAGAACGCGGUUGGGAUUGUGUAAAUUGGUAUCUUGGAACCCAACUGAUGCUGACAUAAAAGCUUGGGAUAUGAUGACGCGCAUUGGUCAGCCUGCUCAACUCCGUGGAUUAUUAAAUAUGGGAUCGACUUGUUAUAUGAAUAGCGUAUUGCAAGCUCUUGUCCAUACACCAGUGCUUAGGGAUUACUUUCUAUCGGAUCAGCAUAACUGUCAGCGACCUGCGGGCACGUGCCUUAUGUGUACGAUGCAUCAACUAAUGCAAGAUUUCCAUCGCGGUGAUUCGGCUGAUCCUGUUGCACCGUCGGAUGUGUUACACAUUGUAUGGGAACAAUCCCAAAUGAACAUGGGAGGUCAACAGGAUGCUCACGAAUUCUUUCUUGCAGUGCAUGAUCUCUUGCAUCGACAUUACAGUGCUUUAGCGUCCUUUGCGUCAUCGCCAGUCACAGAAACUGAUGGGUGUAAAUGCAUUGUUCAUCAAACAUUCACCGGCAAGCUUCGUUCGGACAUCAUCUGUAAUAAAUGCGCAUCCGUGUCAUCUUCUACACAGCCCUUUUUGGAUGUAUCUCUGAUAGUGCCACCCGGUUCGACGAACGAUCAAGUUAGCAUCAAAACAUGUUUGGAAAUGUUUUGCGCAAAAGAAGAUCUUGAUCGUAAUUGUGAGCGAUGCGGAUGUCUGCGAGCAACCCGACGAAUGAGUUUCAAAGUGCUACCAUCUGUGAUCGUGUUCCAUCUCAAGCGCUUCAGCCCCUCAGCUACCGGAAAGAACAGCACUAUAGUUUGGUUCGAACUUGAAUCGGAUAUGUCACCGUUUACGUCCGCGUUCCUCGACAAUCCUUCCUUAUUUGAUCCCCGAACCUCAGCUGGAAUGCUAAGUCAUAAAAACCAUUCAUACUCACUCUUCGCUAUUGUAACCCACAUUGGAGAUUCGUCGGGCGCGGGACACUAUAUUAGUUAUGUUCGAAGAAAUCAGAAUAAGUGGUACAGAUGUGAUGAUCAUCAGAUUAAAGAGGUGCAUUACGGCGAUGUGGUAAUGACAGAAGCUUAUCUGCUGUUUUAUCAACUUACUCAACUACGGCUGAAGUAGAGUACGAGUUUGAAUCCAUAUCAGAUCUUCUAGUUAUAUCCGUCAUGCCCUGUACUUUGCUCAUCAGGUUGAUUUCCAUCUUCCAAUUCUUGCAUAAUUCUGCCCUUUUAUGACGGCAAUAUCUGCGAAAUCUCAACUAUCCACAUCUCUUCUGCCUCGUUUUCUACUUGAGUGACGUUGUUUUACUUGCAUGUCUUUCACUUCAUUACGUUUGCACCUUUAUGAUGAGAUGUUUUUGGGAGACGAUUGUACAUACUAUAGCCUUUUACCUUGUUUUACAAAUCCUCCAGCACUGAUGAUGACUUGUAUGUACCACUCAGCAAGGAAUUUUCCACUAAAUGACUCAUAAUAACUGUUUUAAACUGAUAGAUUGCAUAUAGCGACUGUGUGCUUAUAAAAGCUAAUUUCA